Messenger RNA from Morone saxatilis (striped sea-bass), 1499 nucleotides. RefSeq names its product intraflagellar transport 57 homolog (Chlamydomonas) (gene ift57). The record is from RefSeq and is a predicted model, not a curated record. The transcript is spliced from 12 exons. The coding region runs from base 116 to 1363 and encodes 415 amino acids. Lineage: Eukaryota; Metazoa; Chordata; Actinopteri; Moronidae. Gene Ontology annotation, biological process: intraciliary transport; non-motile cilium assembly. Gene Ontology annotation, cellular component: intraciliary transport particle B; cilium; Golgi apparatus.
GGAAGACUUUUAUUCUGAAGGUGAGACAACAGGAACCGUAGCCGCUGUCUGUAGUUCGGCUAACAGAGCUAACAGAGCUAACAGCUGCUCUCUUUAGGUGGGUGAACCGCGGAGGAUGGCGGAGGACGGGAGGCGCGGAGAGGAGGACGAGCGCGGCCCCGGAGCGGCUCACCAGGUGUUCGUGGUGAUGGAGUGUCUGCUGGAGAAACUGAAGGUGUUGAACUAUGAGGAGGAGGUGCUGUCCAAACACAACAUGAAGAACCUGUGCAGACAUUACUUUGUGUCCAGUCCGUAUCUGGCGUUCAACCCGGGCGAGCAGUUCUACAUGUUCACCAUCAUCGCGGCGUGGCUCAUCAACGCGGCGGGGAGGCCGUUCACGGAGCCUCAGGAGUACGACGAACCCAACGCCACCGUGUCCAACGUCCUGGCCGAGCUCCGGGCCUUCGGUGUUAAAGUCGACUUCCCGCCCUCCAAACUGAAGUCCGGUUCGGGCGAACACGUCUGCUUCGUGUUGGACCGACUGGCUGAGGAGGCUCUGAAGAGGAGGGGCUUCUCCUUCAGACGACCAAAUUAUCCAACAGAAAGCGCAGAAGAAGAGUCGGUGAUAGAGGACGACGCAGAGCUCACCCUCAGCAAAGUAGAGGAGGAGAUGAUCGAGGAGCCUGAUGAUGAGGAGGAGAACGUGAUGGACCUGGAGGCUCUGAAGUUACGAACCACUCACACUGAAGCAGAACCGUCCUCCAAACCAGACGAGAUUCUGGAGUCAACGGUUGAUGCAGCCGAGUGGAACCUGGAGGUGGAGAGAGUCCUGCCACAACUCAAAGUCACCAUCAGGACAGACAACAAGGACUGGAGGAUCCACGUGGACCAGAUGCAUCAACACAGAGACGGCAUCAAGUCCUCGCUCAAAGAGGCCAAGAGCUACCUGGACAAACUGCAGGAGGACAUCAAUAAGACUCUUGAGAAGGUGAACAGCAGAGAGAAAUACAUCAACAACCAGCUGGAGCAUCUGAUCCAGGAGUACCGCAGCGCCCAGGCCAAACUCAGCGAGGCAAAGGAGCGCUACCAGCAGGCCAGCGGAGGAGUGACUGAGAGGACCAGAGUCUUGGCAGUGAUCAGUGAGGAGCUGGAGAAGGUGAAGCAGGAGAUGGAGGAGAAAGGCAGCAGUAUGUCUGAUGGAGCUCCGGUGGUGAAGAUCAAGCAGAGUUUGACCAAGUUAAAGCAGGAGAUCGUUCAGAUGGACGUGAGGAUCGGUGUAGUCGAGCACACGCUGCUGCAGGCCAAACUCAAAGAGAAGUCCAACAUGACGCGGGACAUGCAUGCCACCAAUAUCCCUGAGACUGCCGCCGGGCCCUUUGCUUAGGUUUUACCACCACGCCGGAGCAGUUCAUCGAUUUGACUCUUGUCCUUUAUUUUGUAUUAAUAAUAUUUGCUAUCAUUUUGUGUAUAUGUAUAUGAAAUAAAUGUUGUACAAAAUGUCACUGUUGGCAGAAGAGGCA